AUGGAGAUUGAUACCAGUUCCAAAGAAAACCAGAUUUUGAGUAGGAAUAUAUGUGGUGAGGGUUUUCCGGUGGGGUUUUCUUCCUUUUCUACACUUUCACGCCGGAGUCUUGAGGGUCCUUCGAAUCCAUUUUCGAAGUUUUCUGCUCCAUCUGAUGACCCGUUUCAUCCAAAUCAGCUCUCCACACAAUCUGCAGAAGGUAGUGUAAAAGCCCAGAUCAAGAUGCAUGGCCUUCAACCAAGAAGAUUUUUGGAUUUAAAUUCUGAAGGUUCAUUGCAAACAAUGGAUCAGUGUCAAAUCAACGAACCAUUGAAUCUUAAGUCGUGCUUGGUUUUUGACAGUAAACUCGAAAGGAGAACCGAUUUGAAUAAUAAAACUAAGAAAUCCAAUGUAAUUAAAGCGCAAUGGACUCUUGAAGAAGACAGAGAAAGGUGGCACAACCAUUUAAAACCCGAUAUCAAGAAAGAUAAAUGGUCCGAAGAAGAAGACAUGAGACUAAUAGAAGCUCAUAAAGAACUUGGAAAUCGGUGGUCACAAAUUGCACGAAGAUUGUCAGAAUCUCUGGGAAACUCGUCCUUGCCUUCCAUUUCAUCGAAUGGUACAUUGGUCAAUUCGAUGCAGAGGGAGCAAAUUGAGAUGAAAUCUGAAUCUGAUGCUCGAAAGGAAGAGCAGUUUGAUAUGCAAAAGCAAAUGGAUUUUAUGGAAAUGUUGUCUUCUAGUUAUGUUUGA
This is a messenger RNA of Fraxinus pennsylvanica, 729 nucleotides long. Lineage: Eukaryota; Viridiplantae; Streptophyta; Magnoliopsida; Lamiales; Oleaceae. The record is from the annotation of a GenBank genome assembly.